CGAAUGCGAUAAACCGACCGGAACCUUCCGUUUUCAAUCUCUGACCCGUGCUAUACUCUAAAUUCAGUUUCCAGUGCACAGUUGCAGUAGUACUGCUUGAUUUGCUUUCUCUUCCGAGUUCCAGACGCAGUUCUUCACUACCCAAACUCACCCACAAAUUUUUGAGAGUAAGAUAUAACCAUAAAUAUGGCCGCCGCCGCCGCUGCUAAGGCAACUGCAGCUGCAGAGGAAGAGAAAACGAAAACCCUUCAACAAGAACUCUCUCUCCCAAUCAUGUUAGCGGACAGAGUCAUCAAAUCAGCUCAAGAAGCCGAGUCUUCCAAAUUCGAAUGCGCCGAACUGGCCAAACAAGUCGACCGUCUCUCCCAGAUGCUCCGCUCCUUCGUUCGUCUCUCCGCCACAGCCAACGCCACCGUCUACGACCGUCCCGUCCGCCGUAUCGCCUCCGACAUCACUAAGACCCUCGAACGUGCCCUCUCCCUUACUCGCAAGUGUCGUCACAGUGGUCCCCUCCGCCACCUAUUCUCCAUCACGACAACCGCCGAUUUCCGCAAAGUUUCGAAUCUUCUGGAGUCUUCUAUCGGCGACAUGCGUUGGCUGCUUUCGCUUUUCGACUCGGACGGAACCAAUCUUACCCUUCCUCCAGUUGCCAGUAACGACCCCAUUCUUGCUUGGGUUUGGUCUUACAUCUCAACGAUCCACAUGGGCCCAUUAAAAGAUCGAGUCGACGCCGCUAACGAACUUGCUUCGUUAGCCAAAGAUAACGACCGCAAUAAGAAAAUGAUCGUUGUAGAAGGCGGGGUCUCACCGUUACUGAAGUUGUUAAAAGAGGGAGCUUCCCCUGAAGCGCAAAUCGCGGCGGCAAAUGCGCUUUACAAUCUCGCAACUGACGAAGAAAGAGUUAGGCUAAUCGUGGAUGUAAUGGGAAUUCCUAUAAUCGUUGGGGUUUUGGGAGAGGCUCAAAUGAAAGUUCAAAUAAUGGUCGCGAGUUUGGUGGCAAGAAUGGCGGAGAUGGAUUUGGUUGCUAGCGAAGAGUUUGUCAGAGAAAAUGUGACGAGAAAGUUAGUUUCUUUGUUGUCUAUGGAUAUGGUUUUGGAAGUUGUUAAGCCACAAACUGCGAAAGCUAGUAUUCAUUCCAUCAUUCAAAUGAAUAAAGAGAUGACUGACAAUUCCCUGAGGCAUCCCAAAUUGUUGUCGGUUCAUACAUCGUCAUUUUCGGAUGGGAGUAGCAGAAAUAGGAAAGAGAGGGAAGCAGAGAGUCCUGAGGUGAAGCUUAAGUUGCAAGUUAGUUGUGCAGAGGCUUUGUGGAAGCUGUCCAAAGGGAGUUUAUUGACGAGUAGGAAAAUUACAGAGACGAGAGGGUUGCUUUGUUUGGCAAAAAUUGUAGAGAAAGAGAAAGGGGAUUUGCAGUUUAACUGCUUGAUGACAAUUAUGGAGAUUACAGCAGUUGCGGAGUUUAAUGCUGAUCUUAGACGUGCAGCUUUUAAGACUAAUUCUCCAGCUGCAAAAGCGGUUUUGGAUCAGCUCUUGAAAGUAAUUCAGGAAGAAAGCAGUCCAACAUUGCAGAUUCCGGCUAUUAGGUCAAUUGGGUGUUUGGCUAGAACUUUUCCUGCAAGGGAAACGAGAAUAAUUGGUCCUUUGGUUGAUAAGCUUAGUAAUAGGAAUGUGGAAGUAGCUAUGGAAGCUGCUUGUGCGUUGGGGAAGUUUGCUUCUCCAGAUAAUUUCAAUGGUUCAGAGCAUUCCAAGGCAAUUAUUGAGUUUGGUGGGGUUCCAUCGUUGAUGAGGUUGCUACAGAGUAAUGAUCAAGCUCAAGUACAUGGACUUGUCCUACUAUGUUAUUUGGCAUUGAAUGCCGGCAACAGCAAGGCCCUUGAGGAAGCCCGGGCAUUGAAUACUCUUGAAGGGGCUGCUCGUUCUGUCAUAGCUCAGUAUCCUGACUUGAAGGAUUUGUUUGCUAAAGCUAUACAUCAUCUGACACUCUACCAAGCUGGAGGCCAUCCCCACAGGCAAUCAUUUGCACCUUAAAUGCUUCUCCUUUAGCUGCUUAGAUGAUUCAAAUGUAUGAAUAUCUCUUUGAUUAUAGCAUACAAUGAACAUAUUGACACUUGAGAGGUUCAGGGAUUCGAAAUGAAUGAUGACUGGUCAUUCAUGAUAUUGAUUGAUCAUCUUGAUGAUGGUGUUGAUAUGUCCUCAACAAAGUGAAUGUAUGUAUGGAAAGUGUAUCUGUAUUGAUUGCAUAAAAGUUACCAAAAUUUUGUCACCCAAUGCAAUUUAAAGAAUCACAAUCUCUUUCUCUGA
Molecule: messenger RNA, 2298 nt
Organism: Theobroma cacao (cacao)
Lineage: Eukaryota; Viridiplantae; Streptophyta; Magnoliopsida; Malvales; Malvaceae
Biological process (GO): cell surface receptor signaling pathway
Molecular function (GO): protein binding
Source: RefSeq, a predicted model, not a curated record